AUGUCCACUUCUUGUCUAAGCAGUGGCAGGGCAGCUGCAUACAAACUCGAAUUGCUCGAGUUUGACAUGAUCAAGUCACCAUCUUCAACCUCUUGGAUAUCAAAUUCAUCCUCAACCCUGUCCGAAUCCAGCAACUGCCCGUUAGCAAUCUCUACCCAAAAACACCGCACACCCAGAAAACGGCUUAACCAGACCUAUAACGAGGCUGCCGCCAUUCUCUCCAUGGCCUACCCCAAAUUGUUCCCCACCAAGCUCAAAAAAACAUUUCACACAAAAAACAUCACAUUUCAGCCCGAUGACACGUCGGGCUUUCUACUGCAGUACACUGAAAAGCCCGUUUUUAAUGAGAAGCUGCGGGGCAGGUUGGGAACAUACCGGAAAUCUUGCCGGAGCCCAGGGGAGAUCGAAUCGGAUGUUUCCGGGCAGAUUGGAGACGACGGACGGGAGGAUUUCGACGGCGAGUCGAUUAUUCUGGAUGAGGAGAUCAAUUGCAUCGUUGGGAAUUUGGGGGCGAGGAGUGAGUCGAUCGAGGGUUUUGAUAUUUAUGAUGAAAUCAACAAUAAUUAUGUUGAUGAUAAUUGCAAUUACAAUUGCGAUUUUACCGAUAACGGCGGCCUGCAAGCGGGCGGCUUCUGCUACGGGUACCCGGUGGGGCUAGGGUUUGGGGUGAGGAAGGAGACGAGGAAUGUGGACGGAGGCGAUGACUGGUGGAGGUUUAAUUCGAUUGGUUGGGCGCAGGCGAGGCUGGCACGGAUAGACUUGUUCUGGGACAACGUAGGAAUCCGAGAGGCUAGUGUGUUGCGGUAUAAGGAGAAGAGGUGCAAUCGCCUAUUCUACAAGAAAAUCAGAUACGAGGCCCGCAAAGUCAACGCAGAUCGACGGCCCAGGAUGAAGGUUUGUCGCCUCACCACCGUUGCUAGCAAACACCUCUCAUACAACAACAAUAAAUCGCACUUUCUCGAAAUUUGUCCCACUUAUAUUGCCUUUUUCAGAAAAUCUCUUUAA
This is a messenger RNA of Striga asiatica, 1005 nucleotides long. NCBI's taxonomy places the organism in Eukaryota, Viridiplantae, Streptophyta, Magnoliopsida, Lamiales, Orobanchaceae. The record is from the annotation of a GenBank genome assembly.